Messenger RNA from Cydia strobilella, 1951 nucleotides. It is a transcript of the gene Rpn6, whose product is annotated as 26S proteasome non-ATPase regulatory subunit 11. NCBI's taxonomy places the organism in Eukaryota, Metazoa, Arthropoda, Insecta, Lepidoptera, Tortricidae. The record is from RefSeq and is a predicted model, not a curated record. The transcript has a single exon. Bases 155 to 1420 code for a protein of 421 amino acids. Gene Ontology annotation, biological process: ubiquitin-dependent protein catabolic process. Gene Ontology annotation, cellular component: proteasome regulatory particle, lid subcomplex. Gene Ontology annotation, molecular function: structural molecule activity.
CAGCGUCUACGACUUGCUUACGAAAAAAAAAGAGAGGUCGUCGAUGACUUUGCGAAUAUAACAAAAUUAUACAAAGGAAAAAUCGUGCAGUUGUACUGGAAAUCACUGUUUACUUGAAGGAUUUUUUUAGUUUAAGAGUAUAAAUAUCCACAUCAUGGCCGGCGCGAUGUUAUUUGAGCGUUCGCGUGUGUCGUCGUCAACAACCAGAGAGGAGGACGUCCGCAUGACCGACAAGAUGGUCAGUACUGGAGAAUUGCCUGAAGAUGAUGAAGAAAACAUAAGGGCCAAGGAGCAGGGCAUCCUGAACCUCGGCGAGAAAUACAAAAAGGAGGGCAAGGCCAAGGAGUUAGCCGAACUGAUCAAAGCCACCCGGCCGUUUCUUAGCCUGAUAAGCAAGGCAAAAGCGGCGAAACUAGUGCGUGCGCUGGUCGACUUCUUCCUGGAUUUGGAGGCGGGUAUCGGCAUAGAAGUCCAGUUAUGUAAAGAGUGUAUAGAAUGGGCGAAAGAGGAACGGCGCACGUUCCUGCGGCAGUCGCUGGAGGCGCGGCUGAUCGCGCUUUACUACGACACGGGCAUGUACACGGAGGCGCUGGACCUCGCCACCGCGCUGCUGCGUGAGCUCAAAAAGCUCGAUGACAAGAAUUUACUAGUGGAAGUGCUCCUUUUCGAGAGCAAAACCUACCAUGCCCUGAGUAAUCUACCGAAAGCGCGCGCCUCCCUAACGUCAGCUAGGACCACUGCCAACGCGAUCUACUGCCCCCCGAAGAUGCAAGCCGCGCUCGACCUGCAGUCUGGCAUCCUGCAUGCUGCAGAUGAACGGGACUUCAAAACCGCAUAUUCAUAUUUCUAUGAAGCUUUUGAAGGAUAUGAUGGUGCCGAUAGUCCCAAAGCACUCACGGGACUAAAAUACAUGUUAUUGUCAAAAAUUAUGUUGAAUCAGGCUGAAGAAGUUGCUGUUAUCUGUGGCAGCAAAGCGGCCCUCAAAUAUGCCGGGAAAGAGUUAGAAGCAAUGAGAGCAGUAGCGACAGCUUCUCACAAGAGAUCCUUGGCCGAUUUCCAAGCUGCACUAAAAACUUACAAGCCGGAACUUGAAGAAGAUGCAGUAGUGAGAGCUCACCUUGGUGCCCUGUACGAUACUAUGUUGGAACAGAACUUAUGCCGUAUAGUGGAGCCCUACAUGCGCGUCCAAGUGGAACAUGUAGCCCGCACUAUCCGUCUGCCCGUCGUACAAGUAGAGAAGAAAUUGUCCCAAAUGAUCCUGGAUAAGAAGCUGAAUGGCAUCCUAGAUCAAGGAGAAGGCGUCCUGAUUGUCUUUGACGAGUCCCCCCUCGAGAAAACCUAUGAGACUGUUCUGGAAACCAUCCACCAUAUGAGUAAGGUUGUUGAUACUCUCUACCAGAAAGCCAAGAAACUUUCAUAGACUUCUGUAAAAUUGUUGUAGCAUUAAAAAAUAUAAAUAUCAAAACUAACCAUAAUUUUUUCAGUUCAGAUUAUAUGGAAACUAUUUUCAGACUAAAUUUCACUUUUGUUCCGAAGUUAAAUGCUGAAUACAAUAUAAUUAUGUAUAUGUUUAUGCAUCAAGAAAAAUGAAAUACAAAUCACUUUGAUUUAUUCCCAUUUUAACUUAAGCUAGUGAAAAUUAUAUUCUGUUUUAUUGAGAAUAAAUAAAAAGGUGUUCACCCAUUGUUGUUUACUUCACUUUCGCCCACGCUAAAAUUGAGCAAGUCAUGUUAUAUUAACUGAAACAGUUGGCAACGCAUAUGUGCAGUGAUUCAUCCACUGCACAUACAUAUCUUGACCUUAAUUCGGUACGCUGACUUGCAUUGAAACUACUUUAAAAGGUAAAGACCGACUGCGACCCUGUUGACAUACUUGAAUUUUAAUUGUAACCUGUUUUAGAAUUAGGUACUUGUGGGUAAUUAAUGGUAUUGAACAAUAAAGUCUUGGUACA